UACAGCAACAGUCGCAGCAUAACACCAGGCAUCAAAUAAAAAAAAACGAAUUUAUAGCAGUGAUCCCAAAGUUAACCAAAAAAAAGUUGUCGAACCCCUCCCCCUAAGCGAAAAACAAAGAGAAAGGAAAUGCUUCUGUACGGUCAGAGUGAGAUCUGCUGGGAAAACUCAGUGGCGACAUGGGAUCUGCUUAAUCUUUGAACGGCGAGUAACUUCACUGCGGAAUAUUCGCCCGGAUCCAGACACACUCUCAAUCAUGAAGGGCUCUAUGGUGGGUUGUGCGGAUCAUUUAACUAUCCGGAUAUUCUCUGACAUAUGGAUAAUCUAUUGAACUCUCAUUAAAUCUUAUUGGAUUGACCAAUUCUGUGGAUAAUUUAAACACCUUUGGUUUUGCUAACGAACCCAUAUAAACAUGAAUGGAAGACCAUGUAAUAUUAGCCACCGGGGAACGGGUACUCCUCAGGGGCCAGCCUUAAUCAAUGGACAACAGAUCCCCCCCAUCAGAAUUCAGACAGAAACACCUUGCCCUUCUUCAAACAGCGCUACACCGAGUCCUGCUGCUGGAAUGCUCGCAAACAAUAUGCACAGGAAACGAUCAAUGAACGGCUGCCAGCAUCCUACCGCAACACCUCAAAACACCAGCAUGCCCGAAAAUGCCAUCCACUUACCCGCUUUAAGUCCGAGAAGGCAAGUAGUAUCAAAACAUACCUUUCAAGUACCCCAGCCGCCGGGUCAUUCAACAGCUCUUUCCUCAAAACCAAAAUCCAUGGAAUUUGGAGGCAUUUUUUCAAACAACAGUGUAAAAGGGAAUCCUGGGUUUGGACCACAAUGCAAAGCAAUUGGGAAAGGCACCAGCAACAAUCUAGUGGUUACAAGCAGUCCCAUGACAGUCCAGAGAACAGGGCUUCUACCAAACCAAGCAAUCAUCCCCGGCAACCACCUUAAUCGGGCAAUAUAUCAUCAGAUGAACCCAAAUCUAAACAUUCCUGCUACAGAUACAAGAUCGAUUACUUCAGGUGGAUCACUAGGCUCAACUGCAGUAAGUCUUAUAGAAAGCCAGUCAACCUUGAAUGUGAAGCAAGAGUGGCCACAUGGUUACCCAAUCCUUCCAUCACUCCCAUCAAACCAAGGUUCCCAGAAUGGCAGUGAACUAGGGGAUGUGCUGAGUAUACCACCUGGAACUGCCAUGUCCAGUAACAGCACUUCAAACUCUUUACCUUCUUACCUGUUUGGGAAUGAAAAUAGCUCACGCAAUUCUGCCCGAUCUAGUUCUGCUCGAUCGAGAAAAAGAGGACUUUCCACCUCGCCCUUUUCAGAUGGAGUUGGAAUCGAUCUCAUUAUUCGUACGUCUCCAACAUCAUUAGUAGCAUACAUCAAUGGGUCCAGAGGCUCCCCGGCUAAUGUUUCCCCUCAGCCUGAAGUGUGUGGGCAUUUUCUGGGGGUGAGAGGUAGUUGCAUCCCUCAAGCCUACAAUGCAACUGGUAAAGAACGAAAUCUCUUUACUUUUGCUGACCUUGAAGCUAGCAAUAGUGUGUACCAGAGAAUGCAGCAGUUGGAGCACUCUUCAUUGCACCCUAUGGUGAUGAACAACAUGGUUGUUCAACAGGGUAUUUCAGUGAUUGGUAACCAGCAGUAUGAUACAUUCAAAGAUGAGCAACUGGAUGAAUUCUCCUCGGGUAUGGAAAUACCUGCACUGCCCCAGGGUCCUCCACCACCAUAUCAUGCUCACCGGCAUCUUAUGACCCAUUCUCAUUCACAUGGGCAACCAUCACCACAAGGGACACAGCUGGAUGAGGAUGGUGAGCCAUCAAGAAUUAAUGGAAAGCACUGCUGCCGAUGGAUAGACUGCAGUGCAAUAUAUGACGAGCAGGAGGAGCUUGUACGACACAUUGAAAAGGCACAUAUAGACCAGCGUAAAGGAGAAGACUUUACUUGCUUCUGGGCUGGUUGCCCACGCAGAUACAAGCCAUUUAAUGCUCGCUAUAAACUAUUGAUCCACAUGAGGGUGCAUUCAGGAGAAAAGCCGAACAAGUGUACGUUUGAAGGCUGUAAUAAGGCAUUUUCACGACUGGAAAAUCUCAAGAUUCAUCUACGAAGUCAUACAGGGGAAAAGCCUUACCUAUGUCAGCAUCCAGGCUGCCAAAAAGCCUUUAGCAAUUCAAGUGACCGUGCCAAGCACCAGAGAACACAUCUAGACACAAAACCAUAUGCAUGUCAGAUCCUUGGCUGUACUAAACGAUAUACUGACCCAAGCUCCCUCAGAAAGCACGUGAAGGCACACUCCACAAAAGAGCAACAGGCUCGAAAGAAGUUAAGAUCCAGUAAUGAGCCAGAUCAGGAUAUGCUCAAUGACUGCCUCACUAUUCAACCACUGCAGCCUGCUACGUCACCACAAGAUGCUGUGGACAGCACUCUGGGUCGAUCCCCAGGGCCCCCUCAUGACAUGUAUUCGGGAAUGUUUUCCAGCACACAUUCUAGCCGAUGUGGAACAGCAACAGCCAUCAUUCCUUCUUCUCAUCCUCCCAACCAUCCAUCCCCUGUACACAAUAUGCAAGGAAGCCCCCACAACCCGCAGACACAGCUACCCUCCCUCCCAGUGGUAGAAGAGAGCAACGAGAGGUUUGCAGCCUCAGCUCCUUCUCCUCAUCACAUCAGUCCCAGGAGAGUUGCAGCGCCUCCUCCCUUGAUGCACAGAAGAACGCCACAACCAUCCCAAAUACAACAAUUUUCAGGAUCCCACCUCAAACCUUACCCACCAAUCACAGCCUCUUCAGCACAGCCUAGCAGCAUCCAUGUCCAAGGUUAUUACGGCCAGUUACAGACUUUCUACCCACCCCAAUAUAGCGAAGCUUGUAGAAAUAUGCGCCAAACCAGUCCUCACAACAUGGUACCGCCACUUGAAGACUGUCUGUUUCCCACAACUAUGGGUCAAGCUGGAUUUGAUGCCUUCCACAGAGCGUUGACUGCUCAUCCAGUUUAUGACUUUCAAACAACUUCCCCUGGGAUUUUCAGUGACUCGGUGCGGAAUUGCCCUGAAGACAAUGGUUUCCUCCAAAUUAAUGCAAUUGAUCGCUGCCCUAGUCAGCUGUCUUCCAUUUACACGGAGGGUUAAAAACAGGAGCAAAAAGAGUUACAACGAGACCAUCUCUCACAAUUUUUUCUCUUCCAUUUUAAACAAAUUCUUAAACCGUUUGAUACUCAAUGAGGUUAUUCUGGUGAAUUCAGACCCUACAUCCCUACCUCUCAGAGAGAGAAAGCGUGCUAUUCACAUAAACCAGCGGCUGAGAGGAGAAAAGUGGAACCCAAAUGCUAUGGAAGUACUUCAUAGAAGUGAAAUAGCCAAGGAAUCAAACUACUGCUAAUUCACCUAUUGCCAUAUUACAAACUACUUCUACAAAAGAAAAGGGAAUUCACAAUGUAUAUGAAGGGUCGUAUGUUGUUUUAUAUGGCGUGUUCUUGCUUUUUAACUAAUCUAUGUUUCUUUCCUUAAACACAAAAUAGAGCAAAAAAAAUGUGUUUUCAUCAAUAUGGCUAUCGAACAGAAAUUGUGCUUCCACACUAAGGACUCUGCACAUGGCACAGUGCCUCAGUCACCCAUUUCUUUUCAUAGUGGGUGCUGGUACAUGGGUGAAAGCUCCAACUAAUGGCGAUACAAACAAAAUCUUAGUUUUUUUAACAAAAUAUUGGAGCAUACUACUGAAACAGGUAUCAUUGCUUGUGAAGAGAAGAUUCCAGAACAGAUAAGUUUUGUGUUUUUUAAGGAGGUUAUUUUUGUUUUGCUUUUAUAUUAUCUCCUAUUUACAUAUGUAUUACUAAGUUCACACUAUUUUUAUACAUAUUUUCUAAAAUAUCUAUUUUUUAUUUCUUCGCUUUUCAAAUCAUUAGUAUGUAAAUUUAUAUUUUUCUGGCAAGGUUAAUUUUCCAAGUCUCAUUCACAAAGUUUAAAAGAUCAAAGCGUUUUUUUCUUACCGAAGUUUGGCAUUAAAUGAUCAAGAUUUCAGCAAAGGUUAAACUCCUCAUUCGCUAAAUUCAAAGUUUUGUUGCAAAAUGCUUUUACAAGUUUGUUUCAUUAAGAACAGAAGAAGAAAAUAAAAAAAAUAACAUCCCAAUUCUUGCAAUGUGUGAGUUAUGUGCCAGCAUUCUACUGUACGGAAAUUGUGACAUGAGUAAAACAUGAUAUCCUUAUUGAUCCAGUAUACGUGUAUUAAUCAACACUCACCUGCACAACAUUGUCCCUAUGUUAGACUGCAUCUUGCUGGAAGAUAAACAACAUCAACAUUGUCCCUAUGUUAGACUGCAUCUUGCUGGAAGAUAAACAACAUUUAAACAAUGCAUACUAUUAUUAAUGCACAAUUCAGCCAGCAGGUUGAGCAGAUUAAGAAAGACACUGUAACUGGUGAAUCCCAGAACAUUGCUAGUCAAUCGAUGCUGCUCUCCUAACCUUUUUAUUCUCAACUUCUCUGCCUAGGAAAGUUGGGCAAACUGCCCAUCCCAUUCAUGUGCAAAGGAAUUGUUGUUAUAAUUUUUUUAGACAUUAAAAGGGAUUUUUGUUUUUACCUUUUCUUUCCCAAUCUAAUCUACCUAACUUUUUCUUUGCUUUUCUUUCUGAAUUUUAUUUGAUUCUAAUUAUCCUUCCUCCUUCACUUAUCUUUCUUUCUCAAUCUUAAAGUUCUUUGCCUCAGAUAGAUAGGUGAUCCCAUUAUCCACAAAGGACACAGUUUUCCCAGAUGCCUUCUCCACCCAUUAUCAGCUUUCAAUUCUAGCAAGUUAAAAUGCAAAACCUUUUCAAAUAGGUAUAGAAAACAGUGCAAAACAACUGCUAUAAGAUGUUCUAUUCCAGCAAGAUAUAGCUCAUUGUCUAUGACAUGGUGGAAAAAAUUGCAAUUGUUUAUUUUCAAAUUCAAUUCCAUUGAUUACCCCUUUUUCAAAAACAACAAUAAAAAGG
Messenger RNA from Pristis pectinata (smalltooth sawfish), 4945 nucleotides. RefSeq names its product GLIS family zinc finger 3 (gene glis3). Bases 413 to 3112 code for a protein of 899 amino acids. Gene Ontology annotation, molecular function: DNA-binding transcription factor activity, RNA polymerase II-specific; RNA polymerase II cis-regulatory region sequence-specific DNA binding. Gene Ontology annotation, cellular component: nucleus. The record is from RefSeq and is a predicted model, not a curated record. The transcript has 11 exons. Lineage: Eukaryota; Metazoa; Chordata; Chondrichthyes; Rhinopristiformes; Pristidae. Gene Ontology annotation, biological process: regulation of transcription by RNA polymerase II.